Gaeumannomyces tritici R3-111a-1 is the source of this 354-nucleotide messenger RNA. RefSeq lists its product as hypothetical. The transcript is spliced from 2 exons. NCBI's taxonomy places the organism in Eukaryota, Fungi, Ascomycota, Sordariomycetes, Magnaporthales, Magnaporthaceae. The record is from RefSeq and is a predicted model, not a curated record. Bases 1 to 354 code for a protein of 117 amino acids.
AUGGCAGGAUAUGGAUGGGGUCAUUUCCUGGUAGUCGCUGGCAUGGCCGAGGGCCCUCUGGUCUCUACUCUAAAGAACGUGCUGAGGGUGGGAGACCCUUGGGCCUUGUAUACACCGGUGCUCGGUUAUACUCACCAGUGCUCGGUAGUAUCCUCCCAAGCACUGGCCGGCCGGGCCGUUGUCUUGGCUGUGGCCCACCUCCUUUGCGACACUAGGGUAGAGAUUAUCAACGUCCACAGGGCGCAAAAGUCACGAAAGAAGCGCGUCGCCAUGCGUAGAGGCUGCCCAACGACAGGAGGGCUCGCCAUGUGGCAGCGGCCGACCAAGGCAUGCCCAGGGACGAGGAGAGGGUAG